Molecule: messenger RNA, 2447 nt
Organism: Mugil cephalus (flathead mullet)
Lineage: Eukaryota; Metazoa; Chordata; Actinopteri; Mugiliformes; Mugilidae
Product: ras-related C3 botulinum toxin substrate 1
Exons: 6
Coding region: 360-938 (192 amino acids)
Biological process (GO): establishment or maintenance of cell polarity; cortical cytoskeleton organization; regulation of actin cytoskeleton organization
Cellular component (GO): cell cortex; cytoskeleton; plasma membrane
Molecular function (GO): protein kinase binding; GTPase activity; GTP binding
Source: RefSeq, a predicted model, not a curated record
CACCAGCUGGCGGUGGCGUCUACAGCUUCAUUUUUUUUUUCCUCAGGGGUGGUGGCCGCUGCCGACUGUUUUGCUUCCUAGCUUUCCAGACCAGUCUCACGAAAGCAUGGGAAUGUCGGAAGGGAAUUUCUGAGCAAACUUGCGUUAAAAGUGUCGAAUACUUCACCCUAAGUUUCCCGCCGCCCCGCAAGAAGUUCAACGCACCGGGGAGCUCCGCCGUAACGAAAGAGGGCCGGCACAGAGACGCUUUUUGGUGCCGUUUCGCCAGCGAGCAAAUCCGGACAAAGGAAAAAAAAAGAGACUUGAGCUAACGUUAGCUGCCUCCCGGGCUAACUUAGCAUUCCUGUAUCUGCGUCGCAAUGCAGGCCAUAAAGUGUGUUGUGGUCGGAGACGGAGCUGUGGGUAAGACCUGUCUGCUCAUCAGCUACACCACCAAUGCCUUUCCUGGAGAGUACAUCCCGACAGUGUUCGAUAACUACUCCGCCAAUGUCAUGGUGGACGGGAAGCCGGUGAACCUGGGCCUCUGGGAUACAGCAGGACAAGAAGACUACGACAGACUCCGCCCACUUUCCUACCCACAGACGGAUGUGUUCCUCAUCUGCUUUUCUCUUGUGAGCCCUGCCUCAUUUGAAAAUGUCCGUGCGAAGUGGUAUCCUGAGGUGAGACACCACUGUCCCAACACUCCCAUCAUACUCGUGGGCACCAAGCUGGAUCUGAGAGAUGACAAGGACACUAUGGAAAAGCUGAAAGAGAAGAAACUGUCCCCCAUCACCUACCCCCAAGGACUGGCCAUGGCCAAAGAGAUCGGUUCCGUCAAGUACUUGGAGUGCUCAGCCCUGACUCAGCGCGGCCUUAAAACGGUGUUCGACGAGGCCAUCCGGGCCGUCCUGUGCCCUCCGCCCGUCAAGAAGAAGGGGAGGAAGUGCUCCCUCCUCUAAGACUUUCUCCGCUGUUUCAGGGGAACAUAACUGCUAGUGGUGAGGGUGGCUAAAGACACAAGAGAAACACACCAGUAUACACGAAACACAAAAACCAUGUACUUCAGAUUCUGUCCUUCCCAUGUGUAGCUACAACAGUUAUACCUACCAUUUACUUUGAAAAACAAAAUGAGCAUAGGGUCAAAUUUAGGAGAACAGGAUGGACUAUUAUAGACCAUAGUUCUUUUCUAACAAUGUAUUCUGUGUAGUCUUUGAAUUUCUCGAGGCCUUCUAAAAUCGAUUGGAUGUUUGUAAAGCAGACCGUGGAAUGUCUUCAGUGUAUUCCUCCACUGGUUGUCCACCUUUUAUGUUUCGUUUUUUUUUUUUUUUGUUUACAGCAUUGAGUGGAAGAAAUAUUGCCAAAAACAUUCUGCGCGCAUUCUGCGUUUUAGCUGAAAACAGAAAAACCCAUUUGUCCUGUCGUCUCAAACCUUUAAAAACGCAGGUGACGGUUUCGCCGAGGUGACGCGAGGUCGCUUAAACGGAGGCGGACGCGUCGCCGCCGAGUUAAAAAAAAAGCAACCGCCCGUGCUAGUUCUUGUUGCCUGAAAUGUACCGUAGCCUCUUCGCCAGCAGUUUCAGCCCUAGUACGAUUCACGUCGGUCCAUCGUCAACGGAUUGAACGAUGCCUGAAAAAAAAAAAAAAAAAAAAAAAAAUCAGACUGGGAAAAGGUUUGCUAACACCAACAGUGCUAUUAACCCUUAAAAAUCUUAAGAGAUCCAGUAUUUUAUGCAUUUGGCUCCAAUCGGACCUGUCAAGUUUAUGGUAUUUUUAUUUUUUUUUCUUUCUUCUCUAUAUCUUCAAUAUUUCCCUACGAGUGUCUGAACCCUAUAGCUACCCAGAAGUUCAAAUCUGAAAACUUGACUACAUAUUGGAUUAAAAAUGUCCAGGUGUUUUGGUGACGGGGAACAAGAGAAACCUUCGAUGCUCUGUGGGCAUUUCUGAGAAAUCUUUUGUGCAGCACAUUUGAUUAUUAUUCGCAUCACUACUGGCUGAGCAGCCUCACUAAGGAGAGCGUCGUGCUUGCUAAUAACAGUAACAAAGCUGCCGUCAGUCCUGGUGUGAUACAGUGUACUCCUCUUUUUGUUCUAAUCAUGUUAUUUGACUCUUUUGUAUCAUUCUUCUCAGAAGUAACACACUCACUGUAUUGUUAAACUAACACUAUGAAUAUCCCUUUUGUUUUAUUACCUCUACAGUUAAUGCUACCUUAAUCUCCCUACAAGCCUAGCUUUUUGUAAUUAAUGCUGAUAGCAUGUAUGUGCAUCAUAUACUGAAAACUAAAAUUAGAAUUGCUACAGCUAUAUUUUUACAAAAUGUAUUUGAACAGUUAAGUACAUGUUGCUCAUCUGUAUUGUAUUCAGACAUCAAGCUGUGCUUUACUUCAAGCCAAUGUUGUGACUCCUUAGUUUUAUGGGUAAAAAGCUAUUGUCACUUUUUUGAAAAAGCCAAUAAAUUCCUGUAAAACAGAA